AUGUCGCUCGCAAUCGAAUCGUACCCACACAUCGUGGAACAGAUUCUCGACUACACGCUCGCGGUCGACCCCGUGGCCCUGCGCGGCGUGUCGCGGGGGUACAAGGACCAGGCGGAUGCCGUUCUUUGCUCGCACGUCGCCGUCGAGUUUGGCCUAAAAGAGGUGCCCUCGUCUUCUGUAGACGGCGUCCUCGGCUCCACUGCGGCCGCCGCUUCCCGGCCAAUAGCCAUCACUGGGCUCUUCGGCGCCGACGGCCAGCGCCGGGUGCCCGGCCUGCGCGCCGACGGCACCCCUGCCGAGCGCGAAGCGUGUGCCCGGCUCCUACGACACACGAAGCACGUCGACGUCCUCGGCCCCGGUAUCUGCCGCAGGCAGAUGCCGGCCGUCGGGCCGUACCACGACGGUGACCUGCUGGGCGCCGUCCGCACCGACCUCGAGACGCUCCGCGGAGAGACCUACUUCACACCAUUUGCGGCACGCACCCUCAUCCUUCACAAAGAAAUGAGUACGUGGAGAGACCACUCUCUCUCCUCCGAACCGCGCAUCCAGCGCGUAUCCAGCCGGUUCUCGAUGCCAGCUACCCUUGUGCUCAAUGUCCCUGGGCGCGACCCCUACUCCGGUAUCGCCGCUGCGUAUCAGGUCGACGCCGUCCGCCUGCCGCUGCAGAGCAAGGUACCCGGCUCGCGGAUCAAGUCCGUCAUUGCACACGUGUACGAGAAUUCUGGGGAACCAACGCAACGUUAUAUGGACCGCGUCCUCAACAGCCUCCUCUUGGUCGUAGGACAAACUCUCACACUAGACUGGACGAUCGUAGCCGACGACAACCUCCACGUCCAGGACCCCUUCGGCCUCCCCGGCGACGUUUGUGACUGUCUCCGUGAGAAGAUCCGCGCGUACGCUCCGGGCCAGUGGGGAGGAUGGGGCGACUACGACAACGAGGAGGACUUUGUGGAUGCCCUCACGGCGAGGGUGCGGAUCGUCACUAGGUCCCAGUAUAUCGCCGAGGUCGGGGCGGAGCGGUACUGGUGCGAGCGGGGGUUCCCGCCAAAGGCGGAGGCGCUGGAGCCGUCGGAGGCUGGGACAAAGCGGAGGAGAAGUGCAUCGCCUGAAGGCGCGGAGGAGGUGGCACAGAAGCGGAGGUAG
Vanrija pseudolonga is the source of this 1143-nucleotide messenger RNA. RefSeq lists its product as uncharacterized. NCBI's taxonomy places the organism in Eukaryota, Fungi, Basidiomycota, Tremellomycetes, Trichosporonales, Trichosporonaceae. Bases 1 to 1143 code for a protein of 380 amino acids. The transcript has a single exon. The record is from RefSeq and is a predicted model, not a curated record.